Molecule: messenger RNA, 3141 nt
Organism: Plutella xylostella (diamondback moth)
Lineage: Eukaryota; Metazoa; Arthropoda; Insecta; Lepidoptera; Plutellidae
Product: coatomer subunit gamma-2
Biological process (GO): intracellular protein transport; protein secretion; intra-Golgi vesicle-mediated transport
Cellular component (GO): endoplasmic reticulum; endoplasmic reticulum-Golgi intermediate compartment; Golgi membrane
Molecular function (GO): structural molecule activity
Source: RefSeq, a predicted model, not a curated record
ACGUGUAAUCAGAAAUCAAUAAGUCGUCGUCGGUGCCACAUACUAUUUUAUUUACAUCCCCAAAUUGCAAGAAAAAGCUCAAAAUGAGCUUUAAAAUGGACAAGAAGGAGGACGAGGACGGUGGAGGCAACCCUUUCAGCAACUUGGACAAAACCAACGUCCUACAAGAGACCCGCUGCUUCAGCGAAACGCCGACCAACCACCGAAAAUGCACGCAUAUUUUGGCGAAAAUCCUCUACAUACUCAAUCAGGGGGAGACAUUAACCACCCAAGAGGCCACCGAUGCCUUCUUCGCCAUCACCAAGCUGUUCCAGUCCAAGGAUAUGGUACUCCGUCGCAUGGUCUACCUCUGCAUCAAAGAGUUGAGUUCGAUGGCUCAAGACGUGAUAAUCGUGACCUCUUCGCUGACGAAAGAUAUGACGGGCAAGGAGGAUUUAUACCGGGCGGCGGCUAUACGAGCUCUUUGCACGAUAACUGACAGUACCAUGCUGCAAGCCAUAGAGAGAUAUAUGAAGCAGGCGAUAGUUGAUAAGAACCCUGCUGUCAGCUCUGCCGCCCUGGUAUCAGCGCUCCACUUGUCGGCUACGGCUCCCGACCUCGUGCGGCGGUGGGCAGGCGAGGCUCAGGAGGCCAUCAACUCGGACAACGCGAUGGUGUCGUACCACGCCCUCGGAGUCGUCUACAGCACACGGAAGAACGACAAACUGGCCUCAGCGAAACUUGUCUCCCGUCUCACUAGAGCCCCCCUUAAAUCCCCCUACGCCCUCUGCCUGCUCAUCCGCCAAGCAGCCCAGCUAGUCGACAACGAUGAGUCAGACGCCUCCCAACCCUACAUAGAGUUCAUAGAAUGCUGCUUGCGCCACAAAUCCGAAAUGGUCAUUUAUGAAGCCGCCCAUGCGAUUGUCAACUUGCGUAAGACGGCCAGGGAUCUUGCCCCAGCUGUUUCCGUGUUGCAGCUGUUCUGCGGAUCGUCCAAGCCAUCUCUGAGGCUGGCUGGAGCCAGGACCUUAGCUAGGCUGACGACUAAGCAUCCUACAGCGGUUGCAGCGUGCGCGGUGGAUCUGGAGAACUUGAUAUCUGAUUCUAACAGGUCCGUGGCGGUGUUGGCGGUGACUACUCUGCUAGCCACUGGCGCUGAGAGCUCCGUGGACCGUCUGAUGAAGCAGAUCUCCAGUUUCGUCUCGGAAAUCUCUGAUGAAUUCAAGAUUGUGGUAGUGAAGGCCAUCAGGCGUCUUUGCACCAAGUUCCCGCGGAAGCAUCAGGCUUUGACGGCGUUUUUGGCAGGUAUGCUCCGAGAUGAGGGUGGCCUGGAGUACAAGGCAGCCAUUGCUGAUGCCAUCAUCUCAUUGGUAGAAGAAAACCCUGAAGCGAAAGAGUCUGGCUUAGCGCAUUUGUGCGAGUUCAUAGAAGAUUGCGAGCACACAGCUUUGGCCGUCAGGAUCUUGCAUCUUUUAGGUCGUGAGGGACCGAAAUCCCGUCAGCCGUCGCGGUACAUUCGCUUCAUUUACAACCGUGUGAUUUUGGAGUCUGGUCCGGUCCGAGCGGCGGCUGUCUCUGCUCUCGCCCAAUUCGGAGCCCAAAGACCAGAGCUGCUUCCCAACAUCCGAGUGGUCUUGGCUCGUUGUCAGUUGGACGAGGAUGAUGAAGUGCGUGACAGAGCGGUCCUUUACAGCGCCAUCCUCGACUCCGAAGACCGCGGGUUGAUUGACGACUACAUCAUUAACGUCCCUAAACCAAACCCGGUAUUACUGGAAAAGGCUUUGAGAGACCAUCUUGAAACUAACCCUGAUGAGCCAUUUGAUGUAAUGUCGGUGCCAACGACUGAAGAGCCUAAGCCAGAGAAGGAGGUUAUUGAGAUUGAAGCCCGCAAGCCGGUUCUUCUAUCGCGUGAGGAGCAAUACGCUGAUCAGAUCGCUUUGAUUCCUGGUAUCGCCAAAUUCGGUCCUCUUUUCAAGACUACAGACACUGUUGAGCUGACGGAAGAAGGGACAGAGUACCGUAUCCGCUGCGUUAAACACAUUUUUGCUCGCCACAUGAUCUUGCAGUUCGAAUGCCUGAACACCCUAAGCGAUGUGCUGUUAGAAAGAGUCCAGGUCCGCCUAGAAACUCCACCCGAAUACAAGAUUAUAUCCGAGAUCCCUUGCGACAAACUUCCAUACGACAAACCAGGAAACGUCUUCUGCAUCCUAGAGUUCCCUCACGCUACGCUAGACAGUCUGGGGACUUUUGGGGCGACAUUAGAGUUUAGCGUCCGCGAUUGCGACCCGACAACCGGUGUCCCCGAAUCUGGCGAUGGCUAUGACGAUAACUACCCGCUAGAGGAAAUAGACAUCGGAUGCGAUGACCAGUUACGCACGCGAGCUGUGACCGACGACUGGGACGCCACUUGGGAGAGGUCUUCUAGUGCUAUAGAAGUCUGCGACACCUUUGUGCUAUCCCAGACCGAUGCUCUAGAAGCUGCUAAAGCGGUUUGCGAGCAUUUGGGUCUCCCGAAGACGGCGAUAGUUGGGGAGGCGGUUAAGGAGAUACGGGGCUGUGGGUUGUUCAGGAAUGGUGCCCCAGUGUUGGUCAGGGCUAGGUUGGCUAUGAGUGGAGGCGGGGUGACUAUGCAGCUAGCCGCUAGGUCGCCUAGGGAGGAUGUAGCCCAAUUACUUCUGGCCGCUGUCGGUUAAAUUUGUAUUUUAUUGUUUUUUUUUUGUUAGAUUUAUGUUAGAUUCUAUUAGAGUUAGUUCAGGAUGUUGUAUUUAUGCCGUAAUACUUAAUCUGUUCUGGAAUUUAACUGUCUUAUUACUCCCUUAUAUAACAGUUACUAGAAUAUUUCAGUGUAUUAGGUACGUAUUAUGAAUGUAUACCUAAAAUUCAUACAAAAUGUGUUUCUUAUUUUUAAGACUGAAAUUACCUUAUCCACAUGUACCGAAAAGUUCAUAACACGAUCACAUAAUAAUCAUUUCAGUCUUAAAAAUAAGAUACAACAAUUAAAUACAAUAUUUAAUAUUAGUCGAAGUCUAAAUAUUGUACUUGCUAUGCCAACUAAGUAUUCAUUCCAUAUUAUUAAUGUACUUUCGUGAACUACUAUUAUAUUCAAAUGUGUAUUAAUUUAUGAUGAAUGUGAUAAAAUCAAUAAAAGUGCAUUUAAAAUGA